AUGACGCGGAGUGAAAUAAAUGAGGCAUGUCUCAAUGCCACAUUCAGUGCCGAAGAAGUUAUCGAAGAACUGAAAAAUGUUCUCGAUAAAAACAUCACAAAUCCACAGACCAUCGGAAAUAUAAUUAAUAUUGUUAAAAAUUCUAUUGUGCAAGCAUCAUGGCAGCAAAGUGUUGAUCAAAUUAAUAAGAAAUUAGAUGAUUACGUUAAAACUCUGCUUGAUAUUGCAAAUCAAAGACCAACAACUUCAGAUCCACAACAAGAAGAAAUAAGAAUCAUGGAUAUGGUCGGUGACAUUAUAUCAUAUAUACAGAUUAGAGGCGGAUUGGAUGCUGAUGGCGCUGUUAGAGAGCAAAUUCUUCCAGAUUUCAUGGUAGCAUUCAAUUUGGAACUUGAAAUGUUGAGGAGAAUCAAAUGGCCUGAUUUUAAUCACAAAUCUUAUCUCAGAUUGCGAAAAACUGCCAUUAAUUUAUUUUUUACAACAUUUGCUCACCUAAUCAAUCAAAAUGCUACACAUUUCGAGAACGCCGAGUCAUUAUACAAGUGUCUCCAAAGCAUGGUUGAGCUGGAUAGCAAUGGAAACUUUCCUGAAUUGUUAAUUCCUCCAAUUCGUCGAUUUUAUCGAAUUGUACAAGCAGAAUUCUACUCUCGUUACCUUUCUCUAUCACAGCUACAAGCUUGCGUUAAGCUAAUGAUGCUUACAGACAUUGAUUUUACAAAACAAAUUCAUAAUCUUCCAAAUGAUCCAAAAAAGUUCCAGAUCCUUCAAAAAAGCAUUCAUGACUUUGAUAAAAACUCGUCAAAGGCAGAAUUCAUAAGAAAUGAGUUAAGAGAAUGCGCGGAAAAGUCAGAUAAUGUUGAUAUUCUUGCUUUUGCGAGAAAGAACAUUCCAUCAGAGAAAAUUGAGAUCAGAUUCAUGACAAAGCUCGCUGAAGUGUCUUCAAAAUGGUUAAACGCUCUUCUUUUGCCGGAUUAUAAGGAAGCAAGAUAUUAUUACAAACAAUUUCAGACUCUGACCAACCUUUUAAGUCCAACAGAUAAAGAUGACGUCUACGAAUCUAUUGCUUCGUCUGAUUUGGGUCCAGUUUUCAAAUCUCAGAAAUUUGCAUUAAAAGAAGAAGAACCUAUGAUGAAAGAAAUACGUGCAAUCAUUGCUUACGUUCCUUAA
This is a messenger RNA of Trichomonas vaginalis G3, 1167 nucleotides long. RefSeq lists its product as uncharacterized. The transcript has a single exon. Lineage: Eukaryota; Parabasalia; Trichomonadida; Trichomonadidae. The record is from RefSeq and is a predicted model, not a curated record. The coding region runs from base 1 to 1167 and encodes 388 amino acids.